AGUUCGCUAGCAGACAGCAGCGAACCAUGGCGUGAUAAGGGUGUCUCUGCACACGAGGGACUAUUACAUUCAUAGUACUUGGCGCCGAAUCGUACAAUCAUAAUCUUUGAUAUUUAUGUAUAUUACAAAAGAAUUAUUAGUGCACGUGCGUCAGGUUAAAGUUGUUUUAUAACCAAUUUAUUACCUUAUUCGAAUAUUGAUCGUAGUUACUUCGACCACGCUGAGACGGGCGUUAGUCUCCCGCACACAUUUAUUUAACCACGCGUGAAGUGCCGUGUCGUGCCAUACCGUGUCGUUGUUCUGCAAUCGUUAAAAGGUGUGCCACCGAUACCCGAUUAGUUCUCAUCAAAGUUUGCUACUGAAAACGUGAACUAAUUACCAGUUCUAUGGAAGAGGAAGAAGAGGAGAACAAGAAGAAGAAGAAGAAGGUGGAAAGUAAAGAAGAUGGGAAGGAAAACGAUGAAGAAGAAGAAGAAGAAGAAGUUAGUGAAAAUGAAAGUGAAAAUGACGAGAAAGAGGAUAAGGAAAAUGGCGGGAAAAAUGAAAGCGACAACGACACGUUUGAAAAUGAUUCAGCAUUUGACUUAGAGGGUAUGGAAUAUACGCAAACAGGAAGGAAGACCAGUAUUUUCAAUUUCUAUGCUUUUAAUGAGAAAGAAGCAAUGCCAAGUACUUCGAAAAAACAACAACAGGGUCCAUUGAUCGGUGUGAUAGACGUUGGUACACGGACAGUAAGAUUUGUGGUUUUCGAUUCGAGGCAUAUAACAGAAGUAGCUUCUCAUCAGAUCGAUAUUGAACAAUUGAGCCCAAAGGAAGGUUGGCUUGAAGAGGAUCCAAAGGAAAUACUUUUUGCUGUUAAGGCAUGCAUUAAAGAUGUCAUAAAAAGGUUUGAAUCACUCAAUCUCAAGGUAGAAGACAUCGUCACGAUCGGUGUAACAAAUCAGAGAGAAACAACUUUAGCGUGGGAUAGUAUAACCGGUGAACCCUUUUACAAUGCUAUAGUGUGGACUGAUAUUAGAACCGCUUCGACGGUCGAUCAAAUCAUUGCCAAGUUCCCAGACAAAAGUAAAAAUCAUCUGAAACCACUUUGCGGUUUACCGGUCAGUCCAUUUUUUUCUGCUUUGAAAAUCCGAUGGUUGAGGGAUAAUGUACCGGCUGUUAGAAAAGCAAUGCGUGAUAGACGCUGUAAAGUUGGUACGAUGGAUACUUGGAUUAUUUGGAAUUUAACCGGUGGUAAAGAUGGUGGAUUGUACAUAACCGACGUAACAAAUGCCUCAAGAACGAUGUUGAUGAACAUUGAAACACUUUCGUGGGAUCCCACGUUGUGUAGAUAUUUCGAUAUUUCAAUGCAAAUGUUACCCGAAAUUAAAAGCAGUUCAGAAAUUUAUGGUAAAAUGGCAAUCGGCCCUUUGGCGGGUAUUCCCAUAUCGGGCAUACUUGGUAAUCAACAGUCUGCAUUGGUCGGACAAAAUUGUUUGAAAAAAGGCCAAACUAAGAACACUUACAGAAGUGGAUGUUUCUUACUUUGUAAUACAGGAACUACGAGAGUUUAUUCUUCUCACGGAUUAGUCACAACUGUUGCAUAUCAAUUAGGUCCAAACCGUCCUGCUGUUUAUGCAUUGGAAGGUUCGAUUGCGGUAGCUGGUGCAGCUAUUAGAUGGUUAAGGGACAAUCUGAAACUUAUCAAAGAUGUUCACGAGAGCGAACAUUUAGCACAAAGAGUAUUUAGUACAGGCGAUGUUUAUUUCGUACCUGCAUUCACUGGACUUUAUGCUCCUUAUUGGAGAAAAGAUGCUAGAGGAAUAAUUUGUGGUCUCACUGCCUUUACUACGAAACAACACAUAAUAAGAGCAUGUCUCGAGGCAGUAUGUUUUCAAACGAGAGAUAUCUUAGAAGCGAUGUAUAAAGAUUGUGGUUUUCCAUUAAAAAGAUUAAAUACCGAUGGUAAAAUGUCGACAAAUAAUCUUCUCAUGCAAUUACAAGCAGAUUUAUGCGGUAUACCAGUUUUUAGAUCCACUAUACCGGAUAUGACGGCACUGGGUGUAGCAAUGGCUGCCGGUCAUGCGGAAGGAAUAAAUGUGUGGGAAUUUGAAAGUGAUGAAGUUGAAAGAGUUGAGACUGAUACAUUUUUACCUACCACAACACCUGAGGAGAGAGAUGCUAGAUAUAAAAAAUGGAAAAUGGCGGUAGAAAGAAGUUUAGGUUGGGCAGCGGUUAAAAAGUCUGAUCAAAUGACAGAUGAAAGAUAUUGUGUAUUAGCCUCAAUACCUGCCAGCUGGUUCUUAAUGUCGAGCUUUAUCCUACUAAGGUUUAGCCAAUAUUUAGAAAAUCGGUGACACAACCGAUACGUCACUGAAGUGAUUCAUGAGAUAGAUGGCAGAUAGCCUAAUUAUAAUUUUGAACGACAUUUAGGGAGGAUGACCGAGAAGAGUUCGGUUAUCAGUUAUAGAAAAGCAGUCAUAUUGGUAAGGGGAUAACGAAGUUACGAAAGAUUAGAAAAGACUUAUUUUUCUGUCAUUACAGCCUUAUAUUUGUUAAACAAAAGCUGUUAAUAAACGUGAGAAGAUACGAUUAGUACAGAAAUGGAAAUAAAAUCCAAAGAUAAGAAAUAAGAGGAGAAAUAGAAAACGAGCAUGAUGAGAAGUGACCACUUCGAUAGAAAAGCGUAGAACCUUCGACGUAUUAAGUGAAAUAAAAACAGAAAAAUAUAUAUAUAAAAAAAUAAUAAAAAAGCAAGAAAGAAAAUUGUCGAAAAAUUUUAAAAGCUUCGAUUCCAUGUUCAAUCGUAUACAAUGCGCAAGCAAUUAUUAUGUUACAUGUAUGAUUUAUUAGUUGAAAGUGCAUCAUAUCGUACUCUUGCCAAUAUAUAAAAAAAAAUAAAAAA
Molecule: messenger RNA, 2884 nt
Organism: Polistes dominula (European paper wasp)
Lineage: Eukaryota; Metazoa; Arthropoda; Insecta; Hymenoptera; Vespidae
Product: Glycerol kinase 2
Biological process (GO): phosphorylation; glycerol-3-phosphate biosynthetic process; glycerol metabolic process
Cellular component (GO): mitochondrion
Molecular function (GO): glycerol kinase activity
Source: RefSeq, a predicted model, not a curated record